AGAGGGGGACGCCGUUGUAGUGCUAUUGGUGGUGCUGUGUGUCUGUGUCUGUGUGUCUGUGUCCGCGGGUGUCGGUGCCGGGCCAGUCCCUCCAGUGCGUGUCUCCCCCCGGUGCUCUGUCGGAUCCUCCUGUGCUAGUCUUUUGUCCUAACAGCGCACUCUCCCCCUCUUCAUGCUUGCCUCUGCCCUCUCUUAACCCCAGGCCCCUCUCCCCUCACUCUCUUUCUUCUUGCCUUCUGCCCCACUCUCUGCCUCCCCGUCCCCUUGGUGCUCACGUCUUGCCUCCACUGCGGGCGCUCCUCCACCUGACUUUCGUUGCGCUGCCUCACUGUGCCACGCGGUCCGCAGGGGGUUGGUUGCUUACUUGGCGUCCACUCCCCAAAUAGGCUGGUGUCCAUCUGCCCCGAGUAGCCAGCCGCCUUGCCCACCACUACCACCACCGCCGCUUCCUGCACGCCACGCCCCUUCAUCCUGGGAAAUAAAGGCCCCCGUGGUGGACAUGCUGCAUUGUUAAGCAGUGCCGUAGAGCGUGCAUGGCCUAGUGUUGCAUCCUUGGCGUGAUUUGCUGAGUCAGUGCCGAGCGGAGCGUUGUGUUGUGCCAUGACGGCUGCUCUGGAAGCCACCGUCAGUCCUUGGAGUUGUAGAAACCAGCAGGAGGAGGGGCUUUCGGUCACGCCUGGCUCACUGUGAACGGCAGGAGCACGGUGCCUGAGCCUUAUUCAAGUAGCAACAGAUAAAGCCUGCAAUUAUAGUCAUGCCUGGCGGCGAGAGGCAAGCCUGACUGACUGCUGGCACGUCGCGGGACACCAGCGUGGCCUGUAAACCCCUUGAGCCGAAGGAACAAGGUCGCGGCUUUGGCGAGAUUGUCUGCGGAGAGACGCUGACGAGGGGAGUAGAGGUGCUGGCUAACUGGAGGAGCCGAAGCGUGCCAGGGCCGUGCCAAGGGCGUCCUAAGGGGUUACCCAGCAUCAGGCCGCAAGACCCCCCCGCCCCCCCACCCUCUGCUGGCCACGCUGCGGGACCGCUUACGCAGACUGAUGAUGACCUCCGAGACUGAAAGUGUUGAGGAUGGAGGUGGUGGCAGCAGCAGUGGUGGUGGAGAUGGUGGUGGAGGAGGCGGUGGAGGAGGAGGUGGUGGUGGAGCAGCAGAUCGUCCCACCAGCAGCCGUGGCAGUGGCAGCAGUAGUGGUGGAGGAGGGGGGAGCUGCCUGGAGGAGGAGGCCAAGAAGAAGGUGGCUCGGGUAAACUCCGUCUCCUCCUCAAGCCGGUCCACCGUGGUGCAGGAGGACAGCACUGCCGAGGCCUCCACCCACUCCACCACCACCACCAGCCGCUUCUCUACCGCCACCACCAAAGUCAAAACAAUCAAGAUCGUCAAGAAGACCAGUCCCCUCAUCGCCAGUGCCAUCUCAGACCUCAACAGCCGGGCGGAGGCGUCCUCGAGUGCUGCUCCGCCCCGCCGUCCCCUUCCUGGCGGGCCCAGGAAGGUGGUGCGCAACAUCAAGAUCCAACAGGAGGCACCAACCACCCCUAAACCUAAACUUACGGAUGGGAAAGUAAAUGAUGUUAAGGUUAAGGAAAUUAAAAUAGAGGUUGUGAAUGAAAAUGACUCUCACACAAAAGAGACAAAUGUUGCAGGAUCAGUAAACAGUGACACCACAUCAGAGGUGUCCGGCAAGGUGGUGACGACUGAGAGUGUGAAGCCGCGUGAGAGUGAUGCUUCGUCCAGUGUGGUGAAGACAAUACCCAUCACCAGGAAGGGCUCCCCCGGCCCCAAGCAACCCUCCAAAGUGGCAACAACAGCCAAGACAAGUAAAAGUCUCUCCAGCGGAAAGGAGACGUUGAGGGCCAAAAGUCAGUCUCCAUCCUCCAAGGCAGAGGAAGCCACAACAACCUCUCCGGAUGCUGCCCAAAAUGAACAAACCAAACCUGCCGAAGGUGAAUCUGAGAAGGUAUCAGCGGCAGGGUUGUCGCCGAGUAACACCACAACCAUAUCAAACGGAGAACCCAAGACCUCAAAGACGGCAACCAACUCUUCCCUAGCAUCCUCGUCGGCCACUUCAUUGUCUUCCUCUGCUUCCACGUCAUCUGUUUCCUCCACCAAGACUGAAAAGCUCAAGGUGAAGAAACCAGCCAAGACCAAGAAGCAGGAGUCCACAGAAACAGCCAGUAAUGACACCACCAGUAAAGCAGCGGCCGCAGCACCAGAAAAAGAGAAGGACGGCCAGAGCAAAGCAGUCCAGGAUGUCAGCACCGAGGAAAAGGUUGAAAGCAAGAACAAGACAGCGGUUGAAAAUGGAAUAACAGAUAAGGAGAGCGCGGUAGACCUGGACAGCAGCGCAACAGAAACAAAGGAGAGCAAAGUAAAGAGUGACAGUGCGGGAUCACAAAAAGAUGUAAGUUGUGAGAAUAAAGAGAAGGAGACUGAGGCAGAAAAGGCCACUACUAUCAUACCAGAAAUAAAAGAGGAUGAUGCGGAGAGGAAAACAAGUGAAAAGGACGUAAGCAAAGUAGAAGAGAAUGGGGACGUCACUAGCAGAGAAGAAGGUCAAAAUGAAGAGGCGGAGGAGGGGGAGAAACUAAUGAACGGCAAGGUGGAAGAAGAGGAGAAGCAGGAACAGACACAAGCCUCCACACCUCCAACCACUCCCUCACCAACGUCACCACCACCGCCUCCUCCCCCUCCUCCUCCCCCAGCCAUAAAGAAACCAAGAACUCUCGGGAAAAUAAAGUCCAAAAAAGCCUCCACUCCUACCGCCGAAGAGAGCCAGGCCCCCUCCCCAAGUGUCCCAGAGAUCAGCGUCAGUGGUGAGGCCGCAAUGUCGUCCGAUGUCCCGAAGAUAGACAUUAACGGUGAAGGUGAUCAGACGGACAGUAGCCAAGGACACCAGGAAGAGGGGUCAGGCGCUGUGUCCGAUUGGGAGGUCAAGCCGGACAGGGACACUGAAGAACCCGAGUUGGCCAGUGUAUGUGUGGUUGUGCGGGACAUGAGCGGCCUGACGGAAGCUGUUAAUAAGGUCACGUUGGCCAUGUCCGCUGACUCCACUUGCGGCCAGCUGAUUGCAGAAGUGGGACGGAGGUUCAAGUACGACCCCGACUCCUUCUCCCUCGUGUUCCAGUGCUCCGACGGUGAUCAGUUGGAGAUAGAGAAGAUGGAAGCCGAGAGAACCCUUGCCCACGCCAGGUUCCAAGUGGAGGGCACAGCUCGCAACAGCCUCAUUCUUUGUGACCUUGGGGGCCGACCUCCUCGCCGGGUGGAUGAUGAUGACCUUACGUUGGGUGCCUCUGCGUCACCCACCACCACCAUCGCCAUCCCCGCCAGCACCUCCACGGAGAAGACUGGACUGGAGCGUUCGUUCAUCUCCUACGACACCAACACCGCAACAGACUACUCGUCCUACUCGUCUCCGCUCAUCAAGCACGACACUGGCUAUGUCGGAUUGGUGAACCAGGCCAUGACGUGUUACCUCAACAGUCUGCUGCAGACUCUCUAUAUGACACCAGAGUUUCGUAACGCCCUGUACCAGUGGGAGUUCAAGGGCUCAGAGGACGAUGCUUCCAAGAAUAUCCCUUGUCAGCUGCAGCGCCUCUUCCUCCAGCUGCAGACCACCACCAAGAGUGCGGUAGAGACGACCAAGCUGACGCGGAGCUUUGGGUGGGACAGCAGCGAGGCGUGGCAGCAGCACGACAUCCAGGAGCUGUGUCGUGUGAUGUUUGACGCGCUGGAGCAGUGCUUCAAGAACACUCACCAGGCGGACCUCAUCAACAACCUCUAUGAGGGCAAGAUGAAGGAUUACGUCAAGUGUCUGGAGUGUGGUAAUGAGCGGGCGAGAGAGGACACCUACCUGGACAUCCCGCUCCCCAUCCGGCCGUUUGGCUCGACCUCAGCCUAUAAGAGUGUGGAGGAAGCACUGCGGGCAUUUGUGUCGCCUGAGGUGCUUUCAGGCAACAACCAGUACAAGUGUGCACGGUGUGACGCUCUCUGUGAUGCUCAUAAGGGUCUCAAGUUCACUCGCUUCCCAUACUUGCUCACGAUACACCUCAUGCGCUUUGAUUUUGACUACCAGACCCUUCACCGCAUCAAGCUCAAUGACAAAGUGACCUUCCCAGACGUGCUAGACUUGAACAACUUCGUUGACGGGGGUGCGGGGCUGGGGGGAGAGGAGGGAGGGGACAAGCCUACAGGGGUGGUGGAUGAUUCCUCCACCACUGACUCAGGCUCAGCGCUGGAUGCAGAAGAUGCUUCCCUGGAGAACACCUCGGCCUCCCUGCCAGAAAGUGACAAUCAGGAAGAGGAUGAAGGCAUAGAUGUGAGCAGCAGCAGUGCGUACAACAAUGAACGCAACCGAACCUGGGGCCCAGGGAGUGGGGGAGGACCCUUUGUGUACCAGCUGUUCUCCAUCAUGAUCCAUUCAGGCAGUGCAUCAGGCGGCCACUACUACGCCUACAUCAAGGACUUCACCACCGGGGAAUGGUUCUGCUUCAACGACCAGAGUGUGACCAAGAUCACCUACGAUGACAUCCGCAAGACUUAUGGCGGGAGUGGGUCCUCGGCACGCGGCGGGAACUACUACUCCAGCUGGAGCUCCAGUGCCAACGCCUACAUGCUCAUGUACCGCCAGGUGGACCGCGACCGCAAUGUGUACUCCCUCACUAAUGACGAACUCCCUCAACAUAUCAAGGAUCUAAUACAGAGGAUGUCUGAGGAAGAAGCAGCUGAGCGGGAGCAGAGAGAACUGGAGCGCUCUACGUGUCGCAUCAAACUCUUCUGCCAACUCCCAGGCCAGAGCCAGAUGGUAGAGCGCAAGCUUAGAGUGCACAAGGACUCUACCCUUAAUGAAACCACUCUUUUGGCCUACAAGGAGCUUGGUCUGGAAAAUAUCGUGCCUGUGGAGCGCUGCCGCCUGGUCAAAUACGAGGAAUUCCAUGAUAGCCUCGAGUGCUCCUUUGAGGGCCAGGAAGAGGAACCCAUCUCAGAAGUCCUCGGGGGAGUCCGCACAUCUUACAAGUUUGACCUUCUCAUGGAGAUUCGGGACGAGGACAAGCAGUUUGAGGUGUAUAAGCCAGGAGGUACCACCAUCAAGGCCCAUCUGGUGAACCUCAACACUGAGGAGGUGGAGGGCCCCUUCACCCUGAGGGGCAGCCUGAGCAUGACAGUGCUGGAGCUGAAGGAGCUGCUCGGCCGCUCCCUCAACCAGAACCCAGAGCUGAUGCGAGUGGUGUUGGAGCGCUACUACAAUGACCUGCGGCCACUGUCCUCAGACACCAAGACACUCAAGACGGAGGGCUUCUACAGGUCCAAUAAGGUGUACGUGGAGGCAUCAGGAUCAGAGCCUGUAGACUUCUUUAGUGGGUCUCAGAUGUACUGCAUCCUGGACCGCUACGAGAACACCAUCACCCUCUACUGCCCCCUGCCUGACACUUCCCCGGAGGCUUUGGAGGAGCUGCAAAUUCCACCUUACAAGGAGGAAGAAGUUGGGGAGAGCACGGGUGAGACGGAGGGGACAGGGAGUGGAGCAACAAGUGAUGAGCCCUCCACCACCUCCACCACCACCACCACCACCACAACGGCUGUAGCCACUGAAUCCACAGACACCACAGCAUCCAGCGUUCCAGACCCUGCAUCUUCCCCUGCCGAAAGUGCCGCCAGCCCCGCCAGCUGCUCCAGUAAAGACAGUGGGAUCAGCAGCAAGGGAGGGACCACCGACACGGGCAGCAGCAGUGAGGGCAGCGGCACCAUCAGCAGAGGCAGCUCCCUUGUCAGCCCCACCUCCUCCUCCUCUCCUUCCUCUUCCCCAACCACCUCAACUUCCUCCCCAUCCUCUUCCUCUUCAUCCUCCCCAUCCUCCACAACCCAGCAGACCUCACCCCAGCAGCAACACCUCUCGUCAUUGUCCUCUCUAGCCGCAACCACCACCACUACCACCACAACCUCCGCCACGCCUUCUUCCACCCCAACUGCCUCUCCCACAGCAGCCUCCACCAUGCUUGUACUAGGGAACUGCAGUGAUGGGGAGGAUGAGGGUAUUGCCGAUGCGGACAGUGGCACGGGCUCCUCACAUGUUAACAGUGACCAGAGUGCCAGCGAGGAUUCUUCCCUCACCAGCGACAGUGACAGGACCCUUGUUGGGGAGCCCCCCGAGGAUCGCUUCUCAGACACCAGCAACAGCCCAGACUACCACAACGUGUCGCCGCCCACUGACCCUGCUGCCACCUCCACAGUCGCCUCCUCUACAGCCACUGCAGAGGCCAAGGCUGGUGAUGAAACCGGGGGGGGUUGGGGUUUACCUAUCUUUCAGGACACUGAUGUUGUAUGGGGCGAGGAUGAGAAGACCACUCCUCAGAAGAGGUACUUUAGGGCAGAAUACUUCACUGAAGAGGACACUGGUGCUAAAAUGCUGCGAGUGUGGGUGGACAAGCGCAUCACCAUAGGGCAGCUCAAGGAGGAGAUGCAGCGAUGGGUGGGAGUGUCGCAAGAUCACUUCAAGCUCUUCAAGAUCUACUCCAACAGCCAAGAGUUUGAGUGCACCAGAAUGACGGAGAGCCUCACCUCUUACGGGGACAACACGCGGCUCAGUGUUCGGCUGGGUCGUGCCCUCCUACCAGGGGAACACAGGGGAAAGGUGUACCUCUUGGAACCUCACAACAUAGAGGACCCCUCAAAGUUCCUGAUCGACUGGGUGGUGUGCAAGGGAGACACGGUGGCCAAUGCCAAGAAAGCCAUUGUGCGAGAGGUGAACGCCCGGUGUCCAGGGAUGAACCUUGUCCCUGAAAGAGUGCGCCUCCGCAAGAAAAGCUGGAAGACACCACAAGCCAUUUACCUCGACCACCACAAGUUUGAUGAAGACAUUGCCCUCUUUUCAAACUGGGAACUGUUUUUGCAGGUACUAGAUGGGCCUGAACAGCGGACGGCAAGUGUGGACGAGUUAGCCAUUUUCGUGAAGCGGUGGCGGCCGUCCACACACACCACUGAUCCUCUCACUGAAAUCAUCAUCCCAGAGCCAACCACUACUGCCCUCUGUGCCAAGCUGUCAGAGUUGUCAGACAUACCAGAAGAGAACAUUGCAUUUGCAAAGGGCAAAGGUACCUUCCCUUGUGACAUGUCAGUGCUGGACAUACCCAAUGAACUGGACUGGUCACCCCGCUCUGGCCAGCUUGACCAGCGGCCGCUCUACAUCAUGGAUGAUGGAGCGAUGAUCUACUACAGAGACAAAACUGAAGAGUUGAAGGAGCUGACAGAGGAGCAGCGAAGAGACCUUGCUGUGUCAGAAAACCAGCGGCUCAACAGAGAAUUCCAGUACUGCCCCUCCUCCUCCUUCACCCCCUCCACUUAUUCCUCCAACCCUCGCUCCAGGGAGAAGGGUCUCAAGAUAUACCUCAACCAUGAUGACUGAACGGAGCAGAUCGUAAAGCUGGUAGGAAGGAACAGAGGCCUGGCUGGUCACUAGGUGUUGCACAUAGUUGUGAAUGAAGCUUUGUGAAAGUUUAAGGAUGUAAGAUGUUUAGUAUACUGGAAGUAAGGAGGGAGAAAAAGAAGUUGAAUUGAGCAUAUUCCUUUUUAGGAUGGCAUCCCCAAUAUGGUUCAGGUUAUUAGCUGAGCAGUAAGAGGCCUUUCUUUCAUCUUUAGUACAUUUUUAACCAUUUGACAUAAGAAAAUGCCAUAUAAACUUUCUACAGUUACAGCUUAUAAACAUCUCAGAAGAAUCAUGCCCAUAAAAGCCAUUGGAUUUUUCUUUUAUUCAAUACAGUGCCAACACCUGCAGAAUAGCCUUUAGAAAUUCUGAACAGCUCAGUUUGUGGCUCAACGCAAGCUAUUCUCCAAACACUAGGCCUUACCUUUAAAAUAAACUUGAAAAUUCAAUGUACACUGGUUUUGUAGUAGUUAUCUUGGCUAUACCAGUAUAUAAUUAAAAGACGUUCAGCUCCAACCUUUAAAAGCCUUAUCGUAAGCUCCUCCUUCAGUACUGGUAUAAUCAUAAGCUUUCUCUCACUUAUUUCUCCUAGACAGGCCUCUUCCACUACUGAUACAGACGUCCUCUCUGGACUGAGCAGUGAUAGGCCCAGUGGGGCCUCAUAUUCUUGAAAAUGGCCUUUCUCUCUCUGGACUGGAUAUCCUCUGUAUGUCUGCCUUAUCUUUAAAAUUUAAUGGCCAAGAAGCCUUUCCUUCCUCUGGUCAUUGUUUUAUACUGUUGAUAACACUUAGCUCAUCACCAUUUUGGGUGAACUGUAAAUAGGUUGUGUGCAUGUGUGUGUGUGUUUGCACAUCUGUGUGUGUGUGGUGUGUGUGUGUGCGCGCUCAUGCAUGCCUGGGUGUGUAUGUGCAUGCAUGUGUAUGAAUGUGUUUGUGAUUGAGUAAAUGUAUGUUAAAAAUCCAGUGUACAGCAAAGACUCGGAUGUGAAACAUCAUUAUAAUUAUCAUUAUGAUUAUCUUUAUUAUAAUUGUUAUUAUGACUAUUGUUAUUAUUAUUUUUUUAUUAUUAUAAUUAUCAUUAUUAUAUAUUGUUAUCAUUAUUGUAGUUAAUUUAUUUAUGUAUAUAGCAGUUUCUGUGAUCAUAUUUUCCUUUUUUUUAUUGUGGAUAUUUUUGCUUCCUAAAACUUCAUGAAGGAAAGGUUUGGCUGCCACUCACCGUAUAAAUCCCAGGUCUGAGUUUGUACAUUAACUUAUAAAACAAUUUGGGAUUUUUUCCCCCGUUUCUGUGGCGAGAGAUCAUUUAUGUACUGACGUGUGUAUUUUUUUUCCUCUUCCUCCAAUUAAUGGUGAAUCUGUUUGGUAAUCUUUAGUCAUGUGUUUCACUGGCCUAGUCGACAUAUAGAAAGAAAGUGUCUCCUGUAUAUUGUUGUGUACAUGUCCCUGAUUAUUUAUUUCAAAACACCAAUUAUCAUUUUGCAAGCUUCCCUUGGUUAUACUGAUGAAAAUAAAACUAUACAAAAA
Messenger RNA from Eriocheir sinensis (Chinese mitten crab), 8932 nucleotides. RefSeq names its product ubiquitin carboxyl-terminal hydrolase 47-like (gene Usp47). Gene Ontology annotation, biological process: protein deubiquitination. Lineage: Eukaryota; Metazoa; Arthropoda; Malacostraca; Decapoda; Varunidae. The record is from RefSeq and is a predicted model, not a curated record. Bases 1038 to 7394 code for a protein of 2118 amino acids. Gene Ontology annotation, molecular function: cysteine-type endopeptidase activity; cysteine-type deubiquitinase activity. The transcript is spliced from 25 exons. Gene Ontology annotation, cellular component: nucleus; cytosol.